GUGAAGUGUGUUCCUGCAUUGAUGGAGACGCUCUGAGGGUGACACUGGGAAUCAGUAAUCCUCACCACUCCUCCCCCCGAAGGCAGCACAGAUGUUUUCACUUGGUCCGGAAAACAUCUCCACCUCCCCUGCUUCCACCAAAGGACCAGUUAAAUAUGGAGAGCUCAUUGUGCUCGGGUGUAACGGCUCUCUGCCCAACGGUGACAAGGGAAGGCGGAAAAGUCGCUUCGCUCUGUAUCUCAGGAACAAAGCCAACGGUGUGAAACCCAGCACUGUGCACACGUCAUGCACACCUCAGGCUGCCAAGGCUGUAAGCAACAAGGAGCAGCACAGUAUUUCAUACACUCUGUCCCGGGCACAGACGGUGGUGGUGGAGUACACCCACGACAGCAACACAGACAUGUUCCAGAUUGGUCGUUCUACCGAGAAUCCCAUUGACUUUGUGGUGACGGACACGGUGCCCGGUGGUCAGAGCCACGCUGACGCUCAGGCGGUUCAGAGCACCAUCUCCCGCUUCGCCUGCCGCAUCAUCUGCCAAAGAAACCCGCCUUACUCUGCACGCAUCUACGCCGCAGGCUUUGACUCCUCCAAGAACAUCUUCCUCGGGGAGAAGGCAGCCAAGUGGAGGAUGCAGGACGGUCAGAUGGACGGCCUGACCACCAACGGCGUGCUUGUGAUGCACCCACGCCACGGCUUCAGCCAGGACUCUAAACCUGGCCUGUGGAGGGAAAUAUCAGUCUGCGGCAAUGUCUUCACUCUGCGGGAAACCAGAUCAUCUCAGCAGAGGGGAAAGCUGGUGGACUCUGUCUCUGAGUCUAACGAGCUGGUGGACGGCUCGCUCAUCGACCUGUGCGGUGCCACGCUGCUGUGGCGGACGGCUGAGGGCCUUGCGCACACACCCACCGUCAAACACCUGGAGGCGCUGCGUCAGGAGCUGAACGCCGGGCGGCCGCAGUGUCCCGUGGGCUUCAACACACUGGCCUUCCCCAGCCUUCGCCGCAAAGGCGUCCUGGACGAGAAGCAGCCCUGGGCUUACCUGCGCUGCGGCCACGUCCACGGCUACCACGGCUGGGGGGGGCGCCGCAACCCCGAGGUGGAGGCGGAGUGUCUGGAGAGGGAGUGCCCCAUGUGCCGGGCGCGGGGCCCCUACGUGCCGCUGUGGCUGGGCUGUGAGGCGGGCUUCUACGUGGACGCGGAGCCCCCCACUCACGCCUUCAUCCCCUGCGGUCACGUCUGCUCGGAGAAGACGACGGCGUACUGGAGUCAGAUCCCGCUGCCGCACGGCACGCACACCUUCCACGCCGCCUGCCCCUUCUGCAUCCAGCCGCUGAGUGAGUCCGGCUGCAUCAGACUCAUCUUCCAAAGCCCGCUGGACUAGAAACCGCUCAGACUUCUCCCCUCAAGCCUUAAACAACAGGAGGGCGGACGGAAGUAUUUUAACUUUAUGUCUUAUAACUUAAUUUAACUUGACUCUGACCGAUAUAAACACAUCUAUGGGCUUUAUUUCUAUAUAUUCGUUCAGGCAGUGUUGUCCUCCUCGAAAGUGGUGGCAGUUCUUCCCUGGACAGCUGCACAGAUGUUUUUAUUUAUUCCUCAGUAAUGUUUUUGUAAAUAACAGCUGGAAUGUUUCACAGAUUACUGUCUCACCCUGCCUUAAAGAGUCUUUAAAACUGAGACGUUUCACAUCAGUUUGGUUUCACUCACGUGUUUCAGUGUCUCCCUGUGGCCCUGUUUCUGUUUUUCUGUGGGAAAUAGGAUUUAUCAGCAGCACAAAAAACAAUUGUGGCACAAACGGGAACUUUUAGUAAUCUCUAAUAUAUUUCUGUAUUUGAUCUUGUUCUCUGAAAUCAAGUGACCUUCCUCUGUUCCUGCUCUUGCCUCUUUCAACACACAGUAAUGUUAUUUAUGAUCUUAACAGGAGAUUUGUACCAUAACAAAGUUUUUUAGGCUGCUGUCUUGGGACAUGAAACACACACAUCCAGAUUGAAUGUAAAUUUUGAAAACAAAAUAAACUACAGGCAUGAAUGACAAUAAAGUGGCGUUGCUCAGUAGUUAAACGAGGUUUAAACAUUUAACAAACACUGUCCCAAGUGCUCUUAAAGGAAUACUUCGCUCCAAAAUGAAAGUCCAGUUACUGCCAGUGCAUGUUUACAUAAAGUAUGAUAUCAAAAGGAAACUAUAGGUCCCAACAACUCCUGACCAGAUUAUCCUGAUAUUUGUGGCUUUCUGACUUUCCCUCCAGCGCCACAGGAGGCCAAACCUCCUACUUUUAUUUAAAAAAACAAAAAAAGAUUGUAUAGUUUUCUUCAGAUUUCCCCAUUCACAUUGCUGUUCCCAAGAGGAUGAACUGUUCUGAUUGUAGCUCUAUUUCUUGCGUCAGUAUGUUAACUCGGACUCGUCUUGGAGCUGUGAACAGAGUAUGAUCUGUUUAGAAGGCAGACAUUCAGCAAAAGCUGAAAACUGGAGUUAAUCUGUGAAUUUUGGAGUGAACUAUUCUUCAGUCAGACCAGUAAAACCUCAGCUGCAUCAGAUAAAACCUGCAGCAGGGUAAACCUGCAGGUGAUGACCCACACUGACUCAGUUUCUUGUGUUUGUUCAUGCUAUUGUAUCGUCUUCGGUUUGUGACUCGUGUUUGUUGCCCCUCACAGCUUUGCAGUCAUUCUGCUCACUGACUGUAUUUUUAUUUUUAUUUUUUACCGUUUGCAAACAAUAAAAAACCCACUGCUGAUG
Molecule: messenger RNA, 2730 nt
Organism: Micropterus salmoides (largemouth bass)
Lineage: Eukaryota; Metazoa; Chordata; Actinopteri; Centrarchiformes; Centrarchidae
Product: E3 ubiquitin-protein ligase pellino homolog 1-like
Biological process (GO): protein K48-linked ubiquitination; regulation of Toll signaling pathway
Molecular function (GO): ubiquitin protein ligase activity; protein binding
Source: RefSeq, a predicted model, not a curated record